AUGGGAAACACGGCUUCGCAACAGAUUUCUAAUCAAAAUUCCUUAAAGAGGUUCAGUUCGCCUCGCCAUCCCAGACAUCAGUCUGUCAGCCGGGGCUCCCAGGGCUCCCAUCCAACCACCAGCUCACCCGGCGUAGAUCCGACAAGUGUAUCGAGAGAGAGAGAUUCUUCGGAGGCUAAGCAUAGUAGAGAUUCAAGGAGAGAUACAACGAAGGAGAGAGAUGGAAAACACUACGUUCAUCGCUCACUGCGCGUGAAAAAGAAAUCCCUCGAGCUCCCCGACCUCGCACCGCUUUCCUUGAAUCCAUAUCAGCCUACCAAUCAAACGAGCAGUAGAACAAGUUCGACAUCUUUCUCAAAGUCACCUUCCAUUCCAAUCCCUGGACAACAAGAGUCUCAUCGACACAGAUCCGUCAACGCGGUCGAUUUUUACCAGCCGCCGCCGCCCCAAUUAGUCCAACCGACCUAUCGAGACGCUGCCCGUAAGACUGGCCAUCAGCAAUCGGUUCAACCUACAGCACCACAUGUUCCUCAUCCGUCACUUCCUCCCUUCCUCCAGCCUUCAAUCACACACACAUCCGGACUGCUGACUCCGUACGCGUCGACAAGCUCCUUCAGAGAGUCUUCAAGUUCGCCCGGCGGAGAUUCUAGUUCGAUUGCUACCCCCGCUCAAUCAUCGUUCGAUGACCAUGCAGGAGAUAUUACUAUCACAGCUGAUAUAUCCGAGGCUGUCGUGGAAUCUUCUCAAUUCAAUCCACUCACAGUAAAUUCCUCCAUUCCCUUGGGAAUAACCAAAGUCGAAGAGGAUACUGUUCUACCUCUUCCAUUGCCCCCGGUUUCCGUCAUAGCCGACCUCGUCGGUUCUACACAGUCUCAAACUGACGGAGGGAAGAGACGAGAAAGCUCCGAUGGCGGCGACACGGAAGAUAUCAUGGUCAAGAUAUCAUGGCAUGGCGGUGGUAAUGAGGUGUUUUUGGCCCGUCAAGGUGAUGAGAAAUAUAUGAACAAGAUGAAAAUGGAACGCGAAGGUUCCUCAAACACUUUUAGCACUGCUCUCUAUCUCGCUCACGGAACUCAUCAUAUCCGCUUCUUCGUGGAUGAACAGUGGAGAGUUGCCGACGAUUUGCCGGCUACUGUCGAUGAUCUCGGAGGCCUCGCAAAUUAUGUUGCGGUUGGGCCCGGAUUUGCGGAUAAGACCUUGCCCGGCUCUCCUUUACCUACCUCCCCGCCCAUGUCUACGGCAACUUCGGUGAUACUUUUAAAUACACCUAAAUCUGGUACAGCACACAAGGUGGAACCACAUACACCUCCGCGGAAUCUAAUAUCAACCGGUUACUCUUUCUGGGAUCAACCGGACGACGACGAUGAGGACCCUCAAGUAGAACCGGUGACUACUUCACCACCAGGCCAGCUGCGGACUAAAAUGGCUGGUUCAACCCCUACUGGCCUGAUGCGACUUACCACGACAAAUACCUACGUUCCGAAAUGGACGAAUGAGAUUCCGUUGGAGCUCAUAGAGGCGGCAGCACAAGAGGAGGCCUUCCUGGCGCAUCAACAGGUACAGCAAGCACAUUACUACAAUAAAGGAAGAGGUUACCCACGAACCCAAAAUGGGUUCAUGCCUCUUCCCAACAUCCCACCCGCCCCCCGCCUUCCAAGGAUUCUCGAAAAGCUAAUCCUCAAUCAACAACAAAUCGUCAGGAACACUGUUACAUCCGCAAGCGCGGCAGGUCCACUAGCCGGUGCCAGCUUAGCCUCCCCAGGUGGUAUCACAAACCGGAUUGGAGGGAUACCCACUCAAAAUAGAGAACGGGAGAGUAGAGACCGGGUGAGAUCACCGAUACGUGAUCGCGAACGCGACCGGGAAAGGAUUGGAGGUGUCGACCGGAGGCGAGAACGGGAUAAACGGAGUCUCGGUAUGACAACUACCACUCCAAUCGAGGAGAAAGAGUUCGACCUUAGUAGCUCUAGAGACAGGGAAGAGCGGCUCUUACCUGUCACAACGGCUAGUGGAACAGAUAUUACUGGGACUCCAGAGAAGCCAUCAUUACCACCUUCCCGUGAUAGCCCGAGAGAAGGUCGACCGAUGAGUCCUCCAUCGCGAGGCGAGAGGCCUGACCAGUUUGGGACAGGGAGGCAUCCGGCGGUGGUUGACAAUCGAACGAUCGCAGAUGAUUCAUCUGUUUUGCCUGUUCCUUCGCACGUCGUCAUACACCAUCUCUGCACCUCUGCCAUCAAGAACGGAGUUCUGGGGGUGGGUGCGACGACGCGGUACAAGAAAAAGUACAUGUCAAGUGUUUAUUACAAACCGACUUAG
This is a messenger RNA of Marasmius oreades (fairy-ring Marasmius), 2316 nucleotides long. RefSeq lists its product as uncharacterized. NCBI's taxonomy places the organism in Eukaryota, Fungi, Basidiomycota, Agaricomycetes, Agaricales, Marasmiaceae. Bases 1 to 2316 code for a protein of 771 amino acids. Gene Ontology annotation, biological process: signal transduction. The record is from RefSeq and is a predicted model, not a curated record. Gene Ontology annotation, molecular function: protein kinase binding. The transcript is spliced from 4 exons. Gene Ontology annotation, cellular component: nucleus; nucleotide-activated protein kinase complex; cytoplasm.